AUGGACGAUCUGUUCGAUGUCUUCGACGAGAAGGCGCCCAAAGCAAGCAAUGGCGACGAGCAGGAAAAGGCGAGCAAGAAGAGAUCUUUGAACGGCGAUAUCAAGAGUCCCAAGCAGAAUGGCGACACGCAGAUGUCAGAUGUGCAAGACUUUGCGGGUACAGAUGGCGACUCGAGGAAGGCAGAGAAUGGUAGCGUGGCAUCAGAUCGCGGGCAGAAGCGACAGCGGCGAGAAGAUGAGCCCGAGCCGGUGGUAACUGACGAGUUCGAGACUGAGCAGUCGAGAGAGGUGGCUGCUGCAGCAGGUCUGCAGGCGCAGACGGCAGAUGCAGCAGUGGUGCUCUCACAUCAGGUCCGCCAUCAGGUCUCCCUCCCUCCCGACUGCGACUACGUCCCCAUCUCCCAACACAAGCGACCCGAAAAGCCAGCCCGCGAAUGGCCCUUCACCCUCGAUCCUUUUCAGGAAGUGUCCAUUGCAUCGAUUGAGCGGAAUGAAAGUGUACUGGUAUCGGCGCAUACCAGUGCAGGAAAGACGGUGGUGGCAGAGUACGCGAUCGCGCAAUGUCUCCAGAACAACCAGAGAGUCAUCUACACCAGUCCUAUCAAGGCUCUGAGCAAUCAGAAAUACCGAGAGUUUCAGGCGGAGUUUGGCGAUGUCGGUUUGAUGACUGGAGAUGUCACAAUCAAUCCCACGGCGACCUGCUUGGUCAUGACGACCGAGAUUCUGCGAUCCAUGUUGUAUCGAGGAAGUGAGAUCAUGCGGGAAGUUGCGUGGGUGGUCUUUGAUGAGGUUCACUACAUGCGCGACAAGUCAAGAGGUGUGGUCUGGGAAGAGACGAUCAUCCUGUUACCGGACAAGGUGCGCUAUGUGUUCCUGUCUGCCACCAUACCCAACGCCAUGCAGUUCGCCGAAUGGAUCACCAAGACACACAACCAACCCUGCCACGUCGUCUACACCGAUUUCCGCCCAACACCACUGCAGCACUACUUCUUCCCCGCCGGUGCAGAAGGCAUCCAUUUGAUUGUGGACGAGAAGGGCAACUUCAGGGAAGACAACUUCAACAAGGCCAUGGCGUCGAUCGCGGAGAAGGCUGGCGACGACGGCUCCGAUCCAAUGGCGAAGCGGAAGGGCAAAGGCAAGGAUAAGAAGACGAACAAAGGCGGCAAGAAGGAGGGACCCACCGACAUCUACAAGAUCGUCAAGAUGAUCAUGAUGAAGAACUACAACCCCGUCAUUGUGUUCUCGUUCUCCAAGCGAGAUUGCGAGAACUAUGCACUACAGAUGAGUCAACUGGCCUUCAAUGAUGAAUCGGAGAAAGCGAUGGUGUCCAAGGUGUUCGAUUCAGCAAUAGAAAUGCUGUCUGACGAAGACAAGGAACUGCCGCAGAUCCAGCACAUCCUGCCACUUCUACGUCGUGGUAUUGGAAUUCAUCAUUCAGGUCUUCUCCCCAUCUUGAAGGAGACUAUCGAGAUUCUGUUCCAAGAAGGUCUAAUCAAGGUUCUCUUCGCGACCGAGACGUUCUCGAUCGGUCUCAACAUGCCCGCGAAGACCGUCGUUUUCACCUCGGUGCGGAAGUUCGACGGCACUGGAGUGCGAUGGGUCACGCCAAGUGAGUUCAUCCAGAUGUCUGGACGUGCCGGACGAAGAGGUCUCGACGAGCGCGGUAUUGUGAUUAUGAUGAUCGACGAACAGAUGGAGCCGACUGUGGCCAAGGAGAUUGUUCGAGGCGAACAAGACAAGCUCAACAGCGCUUUCUACCUUGGCUACAACAUGAUUCUCAACCUCAUGCGAGUCGAAGGAAUUAGCCCAGAGUUCAUGCUUGAGCGAUGUUUCUUUCAGUUCCAGAAUGCCGCAUCUGUCACUGGUCUAGAGAAGCAGCUUAUUGAGCUAGAGCAGAAGCGGGCUGAUAUGAUCAUCGACAACGAGGCUGAGAUCAAGGAGUACUACGACCUACGGCAAACCCUCGCCAACUACGCCACUGAAAUGAAGACUUGGAUCACAAAUCCACAGUACCUGCUCAAGUUCCUGCAGGGAGGUCGUCUGGUGAGAAUCAAGUACAAGGACUACGACUUUGGCUGGGGAGCUGUGGUCAACUUCUUGAAGGUUAAGCCUGGCAAGAACCAAGAUCCCAAAGAGAUCCCGAAUGCGCAAUCUGUCGUUGUGGACGUGAUUAUGAACGUCGCGGCUGAUGCGACCCCUCCACAACCAGGCGCCAAGCUCACACAAGAUCUACCGCCUGGUAUCCGCCCACCAAUUCCAGGCGAGAAGGGCAAGAUGGAAGUUGUGCCUGUAAUGAAUGGGACGAUUGACAGCGUCGGGCAUCUUCGUAUCUUCUUGCCCACCGACCUUCGCACCCAAGACCAGCGCAAUACCGUCCGCAAGAGUCUCGAAGAAGUCUCGAAGCGAUUCCCUGACGGUAUCGCUAUUCUCGACCCCAUCGAAAACAUGGGCAUCCAAGACGAUGAUUUCAAGAAGCUACUGCGCAAGAUAGAGGUCCUGGAGCACAAGUUGCUGUCAUCUCCGAUGCACAAGUCGGAGCAAUUACCUGCGCUCUACGAGCAAUACACCGCAAAGGUAGAGCUGUCGUCAGAGAUCAAAGCUUUGCGCAAGAAGAUGACCGACGCACUCUCUGUUCUCCAACUCGACGAGCUGAAGAACCGCAAGCGUGUCCUCCGCCGUCUGGGCUUCGUCAACGACGCCGAUGUCGUCCAACUCAAAGCCCGCGUGGCCUGCGAGAUCUCCACUGGUGACGAACUCGUCCUCUCCGAACUCCUCUUCAACCGCUUCUUCAACGAGCUCACGCCCGAGCAGUGCGCUGCCGUGCUGAGCUGCUUCAUCUUCGAAGAGAAGACCGACGAGUCGCCCGUCCUGAAAGAAGAACUGGCGAAGCCCCACCGCGAGAUCCAGGCUCAGGCCCGACAAAUCGCCAAGAUCAGCAUGGAGAGCAAGGUCGUCUUGAACGAGGAGGAGUACGUAGCCACGUUUAAGAAGGAACUCAUGGAGGUGGUGUACGCAUGGUGCAAUGGUGCCUCGUUUGCGACGAUCUGCAAAAUGACCGACGUCUAUGAGGGUUCCCUCAUCCGCCUCUACCGCCGUCUCGAAGAACUCACGCGCCAGAUGGCCCAGGCUGCCAAGGUCAUGGGCUCGCCGGAGCUGGAGCAGAAGUUCGAGACGGCGCUCACGAAGAUGAGGAGGGAUAUCGUGGCUGCUCAGUCUCUGUACUUGUAA
Molecule: messenger RNA, 3228 nt
Organism: Zasmidium cellare ATCC 36951
Lineage: Eukaryota; Fungi; Ascomycota; Dothideomycetes; Mycosphaerellales; Mycosphaerellaceae
Exons: 2
Coding region: 1-3228 (1075 amino acids)
Biological process (GO): maturation of 5.8S rRNA; RNA catabolic process
Cellular component (GO): nucleus
Molecular function (GO): ATP binding; RNA helicase activity; RNA binding
Source: RefSeq, a predicted model, not a curated record